Molecule: messenger RNA, 786 nt
Organism: Trypanosoma brucei brucei TREU927
Lineage: Eukaryota; Euglenozoa; Kinetoplastea; Trypanosomatida; Trypanosomatidae
Product: expression site-associated protein
Exons: 1
Coding region: 1-786 (261 amino acids)
Source: RefSeq, a predicted model, not a curated record
AUGUUCAGGCUUACAACAGUCCUAUUUGUGAUGCUAAUAUUGGUCGCGCUAUUGGUUGAAUCGGAAGUUUCGGUGGAGGUUUCAGCCGUUGGUCCUCGGUGCGACGACUACUGGGCCCCAUUCGGUGGAGAACUGCAGUGCCGGACUUGGAAUACAGGCGCAACCCACCCUAGCGGUGUGAGCCCGCCAGCAGCUUCAGUUUCGUCACCUCGUGGCACACCUGCACCUGGCAAGACGAGCGUUGAUCCCCAGCGGCAAGAAAUGGGGGAGAGUGCCGUGUCGGGUUCAGCCGCAGAGAGAACUAGUCAACGGGCUCCUGGCUCUCAAGAAGUAUCUCCCACAGUGACCGUGCAACCAAAUGAUGCUGCGGUCGGCAGCAGGAGCGAAGGUCAGGUACUAAAACCCCUUUCAAGAUCCCCAAUUUCUGGUGGAGCUGCACCGUCACCACCUGACUCUGUCGAACAGCAUGUCGAUAAAACGGUUCACGAACAGGAAGUUGACACCGUGGGGGGACAACAAAGCAUGGAAGCACAUAGCAGAAAACGUGUAAACGAAGGAAAUGCAAUUUCUCGAAAGGAAUUAACAGGUCCUGAUAACGGGAGCGUGGCGCAGCCGCCGGCACGGAGGGCGGUGUUGGGGGCUGAGCAAGAAAAUACAGAGGAACUGGCAACAAGCAAUAUGAAUGAGCAGGAGUCAAAAGAAAACAAUACACAGGUGAGGAAGAGCACUGCACACAAAAUGCAUGUAGUGAUACUCUCCACAGCACUGAGCCUUGUGUGCCUUUAA